Molecule: messenger RNA, 445 nt
Organism: Staurois parvus
Lineage: Eukaryota; Metazoa; Chordata; Amphibia; Anura; Ranidae
Source: the annotation of a GenBank genome assembly
AUGACAUCCUCCCAUUCUCACCGCGCAUGUGCGGCUCCGGGAGUGCGCAGCGCCGGGAUCGGCGGUGCGCUGUGUCCCUCGGACACAGUGGAUCACCAAUCCACGGAAAGAGCCAAAGAUGUCAGCUUGGUCAUGUGAUCAGCUGUGUCCAAUCACAGCUGAUCACUGAUCAUCAGAGCACUGAUGAUCAGUGUGCCCUGAUGAUCAGUGUAGCCCCAGCAGUGCCACCUGUCAGUGUCCAUCAGUGCCAGCUCUCAGUGCUCAUCCAUGCCACCUGCCAGUGCCCAUCAGUGGCACAUCAAUGUUACAUAUCAGUGCCUACCAGUGCACAUCAAUGCCACAUAUCAGUGCCUAUCUGAGCUGCCUUUCAGUGUUACCCAUCAGUGCCAGUCAGUGCCACCUAUCAAUGCCAAUCAGUGCCACCUAUCAGUGCUUCCAAUCAGUG